AUGUCUUUGGAAGCGCUAGUAUGGGAUGGUGAAGAAGAUGCAGAUGGUUUUUGCAAUAACACCAAUUUCUGGUCGUCGACUGUAACACCUUGAAAUUCCUCGCGCAUUGUGAAGAAUUGAGCAGACCCUAAGCUGUACUGCAUCUUGAUGUUUUGGUUUUGCUACCUCCAACAUCUCCAUAAUAUUGGUAACGCUAUUGUAGUCUUCGACACGUCACCGGUCGUGUUGGACGUAAAAAUAAAGAAAUCAAUCUUUUCACCACUUGCAUACCGCGCAGUGACGCUGGAAGAGUUGGAUCGCGAGGGCAAGCGCGACACCGAGGAAUACGCACGUAUUUUUGGCUGAUGUUGAUGGAAGAUCUUCUUCAUCUGUGCAGCACGACAUGUUUAGAAUAUCAAUCACAUCUCCAGCUCCAGCUGGUAUUGGCCGCAAACAAGUUGAAGUUGAAGCUUCUCUUUCCGCGCCCGAAUUAGGCUGUUGCACCCACCUGCUGUUGUUACUCAAUGAGAGUGAUGAAAUGGAAAAAAAGACAAAAAUUUCAGAUGCCUACGGUAAGUACAUGCGGGAUAAAGCGGCGUAUCUGGAACUGUACAAGAAUUACAUCCCUGGCGAAGCUUAUGCGAGGGUCAGGAUCGAAAUCGUCAAAGUUGAAAUAGUUUGUGAUGCAUAAAAUGCAACACAAAAGUUGCCUCUACUGCAGAGGACGCAAGGGAUGCAGAUUGUAAGCCUGUAGAGGGGUAGAAAUUGAGCUGCUAAAGUAGCAUGACAAAGGGCGUCUUUCUUACCCAAACAGCAUUACAAACUGGAUUUCAGUUCAACCCAAAUUUGGCAUGCGCCACUGGGAAGCUAGGCGCCAACUGGUAUCCGUUUCAUGCAUCACAAAUUAUUUCAACUCUGACGAUUUCGAUCCUGACACUCCCAUAAAGCUCCGUCCUCUAUGGUGCCCGGUGGCGUUGGAGGUAUUUUUAGAAAAAUACUGUGACCAAGUGAACAAGUUUUGAAUUUGCAUGCUUACGAAGCAAUCUGAAGAGCCAAGAAGUUCGAAAAUUCCGCUCGCUGGAUUUUCAAACUUCUACUAACCGUAACCCCCGAAUAACCGCAAUUUGUUAUAUCGUAAACACUACCAGGCGCCGCGGAAUGGUGGAUGAAUCUCCCGGCGAACCAAGCCUGGGCCGCUUUCGCCAGCGGCGCGGUAUCCUCUGCAAAAGUAUCGUACUUGUAUUGCAAUCAUUCAUGCAUUACAAAUCUUUUUCUUGAAAAGGUAGAUCAGUAUUACAAAUUUUAUUUCUCAUGCUGGGGAAAUUUCUUUGUAAUGCAUUUUUACGAGUGCGAUACUUUUGCACUGCAUACGCGGUGGACAAUUACAAUAAGACAACGGACCUGAGCAUGACGCCCUCCAAAGUUCCGGGCGCCGGGAACAAAAAUUUCUCUCCCGCCUUGCAAGCACAGCAAAUGGCCGCGAAAGGAGCGUAUUUACUUUCAUUGCGGUGGGUUUCUACUUGUAGUCAAGAACAAUCUCUGGAGCAGUCCGUUGUGGUAUGGAUCGCAUUCUUGCUAAUUCGAAUUCGCAGGCUCCGAAUCGAAUGAUCCCCUUCUUGACACUGGUGAUCACCGAAAAAUGAUUGCAACAUACAUAGGUAUUUUGCCGCCUUGAUGGAGCAGUGGGGCGCCACGCAGAACCCCUGGGGCGCCGCUCCUGCGACGACCGCGCACGGAGGAGGAGGAAAAGGCGUAGCCUUCCCUGGAGCUCAUCAUGCCACCAAAGGCGCCGGCGGAGCUUCGCCCACGAGCAAAGGGAACUACAAGGGACGUGGUGGAAAGGGGUCCUCGCACGGAGCUGGAGGGGCUUAUUCCGGAUCUGCUGGAAAAGGAUCAGCCGCGACUCACGGAAAUCAUGCAGCCACCCGUGGUUCUUCCGGAAACAAAGGCGGAGCUGCAUCAUCCGCCGCCGCCGCAGCAAUGCACCACUUUCCCAGUGCCGCGGCUCUCGGGGCAGCCGCCGCUGCAGCGCAAUCUGCGGCCGCAGGACAUAACGGUAGCUGUACCGCGGCGACGACCAUCGACCAACUCGCCGCAGCGGCCUCGGCGUUGGCGGCACACACGGCGGCACAGAACAACGCGAUUGGUCUGGACCAACAUGCCGCGUACAAUAAUCCGCUGAUGAACCCGGCGUAUUACGAUCCUUACAACUACUGGCAGUAUUUGGCAAGCCUGAAUCCCUACAUGGCCGCAGCCGCUUCCGCGGGACUGGGCGCAGCGGGGGCUGGUGGCGCAUACACAACUUCUAACCAGCAUCAAGGCAGCACGCAUCUUCCCGGAGGAGCCGCGGCGGCCGCAGCGUUCGCUGGCUUUAGUAACGGAGCCGGAGCAACAACCGGAGGAGCAGGUGGUGGUCAAUUGCAUCAGCAAAACCAAUAUGCAUUGCAAAAGCAUCGCGCUAGUAUAAAUUGCAUUACAAAUUGACUUAGCAUUACAGAUUGAAUUUGUAAUGCGGAUUUGCCUUGAGAAAAAAAUCUGUAAUGCACAAACGUAAUCAGUACGAGUACGAUACUUUUGCACUGCAUAACCAACAUCAGCUCGACUCCGCUGCCGCCGCCCAGCAGACUAUCAAAGUCAAAAAUGCUCCCAUCCCCGAAUUUGGGAGCAUUUGUAUUGCAAACCUUUCCAAGUGAAACACUCACCCGCUUGCAUCUAUCAGCAUCACAGAUUUCAAAUCGUGAAUAGCAAAAAUUUGUAUUGCAAAAGACCCCAGCAAGAGUGGCGCUUGUCAUGCAAGUGAUGCGCUACACGCCUAGACUCUGCACCAGAAAGAUUCAUACUUCUACUUUCAUGCAUGACAAAAAGUUUUCAUCUGGAAACUUCGCAUCACAAAUUUUUGCGACUUUGGGGUCGGGGGCAUUUGUCACUGUAAUACAGACCGCGGCUGCUUUAUUCGGGGCCGUGGCGGGCGUGCCGAAUCCGUUCAAUCAUGCCGCGACGGCGGCCGCGGCUGCGGCGAGUUUGUAUGGCGCAGCGGGGAUGAACAAGCACGAGAUGUUUGUCGACCAGCAGGACGUGUAUAGCAGUAAACACAACAAUUACAACCCAUACACGACGACCUCGACGUAUAACGCUUACACCACCGGUAAUAUGAACAGUAUGACGAGCUCGUCCCCCGCCUCUAAUCAUGCCACGACAGGCACUACUACUUUCACUACGCAGGCCGGCAAGAAGGGCGGCGGCCAGGGGCACCAGCAAUUGCACAGUCGCUCGGGCUGGCAGGAUGCGGCUUCUCGGUGGGGCGAUGAGACCUGGAAUAGUUGCACCAGUGCCGCAAAAAAUACCGCCGCAACCACAGGAACUUCAUCUGCGACGGGCGGAAAAUGGUCUUCAGCGUCCGCGAAUGUUAAAGGUACGACUACUGCAGCGGAAAACAAAUCGUCUACUGCUGUUGGUGGGAAUAAGGGGCAGCACAACAAGGAAAGCAAUUCCACGACGGCGACGACGACCUCAACAUCUCAACAGCAAACUACCGCGAAAGGCGGCGCCACGCCGAAGGGCGCUGGUGGUGUGAGUAGCACUACAAGUAGCGGAGGUCAUGGAACUACAACUGCAGCUGGAGCUGCUUCGUCGAAUUGGAAUAAGGGUGCAAACUCCACCGCCACUGCUGCAACUACUCCUGCGGGGGACAAAAACGUUCCCGCGUGGGCCCAGUAUCUGGCAUACCACCACUACUUGAGUGGGCAUACUUCGACGAACAACACAGCUGGUGGUGGAAAGCCGUAUAAUAGCUCGAAGGAUCAUUACAACAAUGCCGGUUCUUCUUUGAAGGAUCACCAUCACAGCAGCUACGGGUCGUCCGCAAAUAAAGCCAGCAAGCACGCGGACAAGGGCUUUGGGGGGAAGGACAAAGACGGCAAGGGCUUCGGGAAAAAGGGGACGAAACAUAUGGGGUUCUCAAAUGUUACAUUUUCAACUGUUACAUGAAUUUGGCAUGCAAAAACACCAUCAUCAUCCUCACGAUCAAGCUGCUCCGCAUGACAAAUUUGCGAAGGGCUAAGCCGCGCCUAAAUCUGCGCCAGCCUUGUAAUGCAAAAGGCGCAAUCUUCCUCCUUUCACUUUUGCCAGUCUUGCAUUACAAAUUCAUGCAACAGUUGAGAAUGUAUCAUUUGAGAACUCCAUAAAACAGCAGCUGUACUUUGACGCCUUCAAGACGCUGCAGCAGUGGUUUAACAUAUCCUGUGCAAAAGCAUCGUGCAUUGCAAUCAUGCAUUUACAAAUUGUUCUCUUAAGGUAAGUCCGCAUUACAAAUUUUAUUUCUCAUGCUAAGAAAAUUUGUAAUGCAUUUAUACAAGUACGAAGGAAUGCGAUACUUUUGCAAUUCAUAUAACAUGCACGGGACCACGACGAAUAAGGCGGGGAAGAAGGGAAACAGUUCCUCAUGGAACAACGCACACUCCGGGAAAGGAGGACACAACUCGCAGUACCAUGGGAAAGGUAGAAUAAAUAAUCUAUUUCAUGAGUCUAUCUCAAUCUGUAUCGGCGGUAGAUCAUGUGGUUCUUUGUGCACAAAAAGUCCAACUGCAACUUCGUCCAACGCACCACAGGCUCCUGGCACAAGAGCAGCUCGAAGGACCAGUACAGUAGUUCUUGGACAUCCCGCAAAGAUUCCUCGCACCGGAAUACAUGGUCAUCGUCCGACGAUACAACUCAGAACAAUGCGACAUCAGCGACUACCACUACGAAUAACACCUCCUCCGCAGGAGCGACCUCUACGAACAAAACCGACACAAACACUAUCGGGAGCGGACAAACCACAACCAUCACUACAUCUGCCGUGAACAGCGACGGCAAGACCGGCGAGCUGCAAACCUCGUCUACCACAAAUGAUGAUGAACUUCCUUCUGGUGCAGUCGUGUCGCAGCCCACUCCGGAGCAGUUGCAGCGCCAGCAGGAGCUACAGGAGGCGUUGGAUGAGGAGGUGAAAAAGUUGAAGAGCGGCAAUCUAGAUGACCGGGAAGAGGACAUUUCUGCGGAAUGCGACUUGCAAGCGGCAGAGCAGGAUAAGUUGUCCUGUGUUGAGAAACACCAGGAAGUCGGAGGGACUGCCGGUUGUCCAGCGGGGGCAGAGGAUUCUCAGGGAAUUAGCAAAAAAUCAGAUGAAGAUGAAGAUGCUACCAACAUUGUCGCCGUACUGCCUGCCGCUUGUUCCAUUGUCGACUGCUCCACGCCGGAAAAUAAAUGUGAUAGAGCUAGCGCUUCUUCUGAUGCGGAUCAGGACGAUGCGAAGAACGACCUGUGGAACGACCCGAAUUCUUUGGAAUCCCCCACCAAUGAACCAGCCCCGGAAGAUUUUCAUUCUUCGCAAGCCGCGCUUGCGUCAGAGGAAACCGCGGCUACGGCUUUGUAG
Molecule: messenger RNA, 5389 nt
Organism: Amoebophrya sp. A120
Lineage: Eukaryota; Dinophyceae; Syndiniales; Amoebophryaceae
Source: the annotation of a GenBank genome assembly